Molecule: messenger RNA, 3110 nt
Organism: Scatophagus argus
Lineage: Eukaryota; Metazoa; Chordata; Actinopteri; Scatophagidae
Product: protein tyrosine phosphatase type IVA 3
Exons: 7
Coding region: 664-1200 (178 amino acids)
Biological process (GO): protein dephosphorylation
Cellular component (GO): nucleus
Molecular function (GO): protein tyrosine phosphatase activity
Source: RefSeq, a predicted model, not a curated record
UAGAAGGGCUUCAUUUAAUUCAACCAGACCACCGGACAUUUCAGCUUCUAGUAGCAAAAAAAGACUAAAAGCAAGUGGAGUUUACUGUGGCAAGAAGGCCGAAGUUUGUUCUGUGGCUGGAGAUGACAUUUAAGAGCAGAAUUGCUGGUUGAUGGAGUUUGUGCGGCGGAGUGGUGACUACUGCCACGCCCAACACAUUUAGACCCUGUCUGGGAUGAGCUGCACCAUGCAGUCCUGCAGCCCUGAAACCUGAAAGACCACUGGCCUGUGCCCUCUGAACCAGCCAGCUCAUGGGGUAACAAGUGGAGGCCGCGACACCGAAAGCUAACUGGAGAGCGAAGGAAAGAGAGAACUACUGUGAGACAAAGAGAGAGAGAGAGAGAGAGAGAGAAAAGGACUGGACAAUCAAGGAGACAAAAUCAAAGAGACGAACAGAAAGAGAGCUGAUGCUCUGUAGCCUCCUGGACUAUAGGAUACAGUCAACUGAUGGGGUAAUACAAGACAACAGGACGUCACAGUUGGGGAAUUACCUUAUACGGCUAUAAACUGUCUCCCACUAGGAAGUUCCACAAAAGACAGGAAGUCCAGUGUCACUGUGAGACCUGAUAUCAGGCGAAGACACAGCAGCUUCAGCUGCAGCUAAAGGUCAAAGGUCAUCCUGGGAUGUUAAAGGUCACACUGGCCACCAUGAACCGUCCAGCUCCAGUCGAACUGUGUCACAAGAACAUGAGAUUCCUUAUCACACACAACCCCACAGACAGCACACUCAGCUCCUUCAUAGAGGACCUGAAGCGCUACGGUGCCACCACAGUUGUUCGAGUCUGUGAUAUCACUUAUGAUAAAACGCCUUUGGAGAAAGAUGGCAUUAAUGUGGUGGAUUGGCCUUUUGAUGAUGGAGCCCCGCCUCCCAGUAAGCUGGUUGAUGAUUGGUUGAGUCUGCUGAAGAAGAAAUUUCAAGAGGAUCCAGGAUGCUGCGUGGCUGUUCACUGUGUGGCUGGACUGGGGAGGGCUCCUGUGCUGGUCGCUCUGGCUCUGAUAGAGAGCGGGAUGAAGUAUGAAGAUGCUAUUCAGCUUAUCAGACAGAAGCGUCGCGGAGCCAUCAACAGCAAACAGCUCACCUACUUGGAGAAAUACAGAUCCAAGCAGAGACUCCGCUUCAAAGACUCUCACACACACAAGAACAAGUGUUGCAUCAUGUGAACACACACACGCACAGAAAGACGUCAUCUCAGGAAUCCAACCAUACCGGCCUUGUUUCAUGUUCACAAAUAUUGAAAUACACGGAUUUCACAGACCCCAGUGUACCCUGGGAAUUUUAGAAAAAUUUUCACAGAAAUUGUAUCAGAAUGAAUCUUUGUCCUCUUGCUCGCAAUGAUUUGUUGUCUUUUAAAGAUUAUUUUUUUGGUGUGUUUGCUUCAUAAUAUAUUUUUAGUUCUAUAGUUAUGAUUUGUAGCUAAUUGUUGAGGCAUAUUUGCUUUUUUACAUAGCUCUGGAAAAGACACUAACUUGGGUCAGGGUUAAUAUGCUGAGGCUUAUGAAUCACAUUAAUAUUUUCACCAUAGCAGAUACACAGCAUGAGCCUAUGGGGACACAUGGACAGGCCUGGGUAGGACUGAUUUGUUAUGAUACACAGUAUACCUGAUCUAUUGGCCUUCAAAACCUCAAAUCAUACCAGCUAUUUUAAAAAUACCUUUGAAUUUUUAUUAUUUUGUACAUAUGUUUAAACCUCACCACAAUCUUGGUAUGAAAAUACAUGCAGUAUUGCUGUAAGGAUAUUUAUUUGAUACAGUUUUAGUAGAAAGAAACUUAAAACUGAAAAAGGAAUGAAUAAUUGUAGCUCUUCAGUCUUUUCAUUGUUAUUUCAAAUUAGCAUCGAUAUGCUAAUUGGACCCUGUCUUUUACAUUGUUCUUGUUAGUGUCUGUCCUCAGGGUAAGUGAAGAUACAAGGCACAUUUUCAUCCCAUUAUCUACGUUCAGUAUGAAAAUCUGCUUCUGAAAUGUUAACUGAAGUAUUUUGGUAAACAUAACGCCUUCAUUUAGUUUCGUCUCAGUCACUGUUUUGAUAUUACUUCAUUGUGCUUGUGAGUGUUUACAUAUCAGUGUGUGCAUUACAGUAUAUUAUGCUCUGUUUACUGACACCCACAGAAGGAAACAUCUUUGUUAGCAGUAGCUGAUUUCAAGCCACGUUAAAAGUACAUACAGCAAGAAUGUAUUAUAAAACAAGAAAUAUAAAUAGCUCUACAGUAAUGAUACAUAACACACUUUCUAAAAUAAAUAAGAAAUGUAAACUAGUUGUAAAUAAUAUUAAAUGAAGUAUUUCUUUACCUCUUUUAUCACCCUGGCGGUCAGGGUGAGCCACUCCUCACAGUCACUGACUAAAAUAAUGUGCAAAAGAAGUUCAAUCACAACGGGUGUUAAACAUUUUUAUGUUCAUUUGUCAGGGAGGAAUUUACAUUUUAUCAGCAAUUUAUGACACAAUGGUUCAGUUUUAAUCCAAGGCCAAUUUUGGUCUGAAAUCUAGAUGAAUUGAGUAGUUGAUCUAAUCCCAGCAUAAAUGCUUCUGUGUAUCAUCAGCAUUUAGGCUGGAUUCAGGCAUCUUGUUGUUGGAAUUUACUUUUUUUGUAUUGUUCCUGAAUGAUGCAUGUAACCAACUGCUUCUGACACCUCUUUGUCUGUUUUCUUUUUUCAUUGAAAACGAUUACUUUUUUUUUGCUGAAGAUAGAACAUGCACUUUUUAUGAAUUUGUAGGUUGCUUACGAUAAUCUUCUUGUCAUCUCUGUUAUUAAAAAAAAUAUGAUGUCCCAAACAACAAUUUGUGAAAGUGAAAUAAGCAGUAGAGAAGAAAGAUCUACCAUCAUCACCUGAAAGCUUAGCCUUUUUUUUUUUUUUUUUUACUUGUUCCUAUGUAAUGUGUAUGUAUGUGUUUGUUUGAAUGUGUGUGUGUGUGCGCGUGUUUGGUGGUCUUUUAGUUACUGUUAAUCACUGGGACUGGCCUGAGCUGACACUUUUUUAAUGUUAAAAAAAAAGCAAAAAACAAAUUCUGUAAAUGUCCACGUCUGUAAAUUCUUGCAUUAUUUAAUAAAGUUUUUUCAUUGUUCCCCCACUGAAAA